AUGGAAUAUGACAAAUCCAACGUCUCUGACGAGGCGUUCCCCGAGGAGGAUCGAUCCGCCCGUUAUUCGUCAAGCCUGGUCGGUGAGGCUCUCGAGGCACUCAGCUACGAACUGUAUGUCAGAACAUUCUUCUCGAUACGCAUGCGGUGA
This is a messenger RNA of Penicillium oxalicum, 150 nucleotides long. RefSeq lists its product as uncharacterized. The record is from RefSeq and is a predicted model, not a curated record. The coding region runs from base 1 to 150 and encodes 49 amino acids. The transcript has a single exon. NCBI's taxonomy places the organism in Eukaryota, Fungi, Ascomycota, Eurotiomycetes, Eurotiales, Aspergillaceae.